Molecule: messenger RNA, 1293 nt
Organism: Penicillium griseofulvum
Lineage: Eukaryota; Fungi; Ascomycota; Eurotiomycetes; Eurotiales; Aspergillaceae
Product: Aminoglycoside phosphotransferase
Exons: 2
Coding region: 1-1293 (430 amino acids)
Cellular component (GO): mitochondrion
Source: RefSeq, a predicted model, not a curated record
AUGGACUUUUUACGAAAUGUCCUCGAACUCCCUGUGCCGAAGGUCUUGGCCUAUUCAACAUCAUCGGAUAAUCCCGUUGGGCCAGAGUAUAUCCUGAUGGAGCGAGUGGAGGGAGAGAGUCUUUUCUUGCGGUGGUUAUCUCUCACGACCGAAGAAGUGAAAGAUAUCAUGACACAAAUUGCGAGUAUGGAGAGGAAGAUCUUUGACUUUGAUUUCCCUGCAUAUGGAAGCUUGUAUCACAAGAAGGACCUUGACAACAGGGACACGCAGAUACCAAUGGUUGAAGAUUUCUGUAUCGGCUCUAUGUCUGCUCGGCAGUUUUGGCAUGGCCAACGGAGCAAAACAGAAAUUUAUCGCGGGCCCUGGCUUUCGCCCGUGGACUGUGUUACGUCCGCAGCUCGCCGAGAGAUGGCUGUUAUUCAGCACCACGCUAAAGCUCAGCCUCGCCAGACAUUCCUCCUACCAACUGACCAUGGCAUUCAUCCCUCUGAGCACACGUCCUUACUUUCUCAAUUUCUACAACUAGCACCUCAUUUAAUCCGACCAGGCUCUUCCAGCGCUCCAACACUAAGGCACCCCGAUUUAAGUUUGGGCAACAUCUUACUUACUCCCGGAUCAACCAAAAUCGCUAGUAUCAUUGACUGGCAAGAUGCUGUGAUAUUCCCCCGCUUCAUGCAAGCAGGUUACCCUGCGUUCUGCGAGCACGAUCCCUCCCAGCCUCAAAGUCUACAGAUUCCCUCCCUUCCGGAUGAUUUUGAUCAGAUGGACAUCGAUCAACAGAGACAAUCUAAAGCGGUCUUUCGCUUGAAAGAGGCCAAUCUCUACUACAUAGCCGCGACAGGGAUAUACAACGACAAGCAUAUGGAUGUGUUGAGAAUCCCUCAUAUCGGGAUGCAGCAGUAUCUCAUCCGCCAAACAGGGUAUCCCUGGAAUGCGGACCUAAUCAACCUACGUGCUGCAUUAGUAGGAAUUACGAAUCCAUCAGUAUGGAGCAGCAUCUCCUCGGCAGUUUGUCCGGUUGUGUUCAGCGACGAAGAACGAGAGGCUGCUAUGACGGAAUCACAGGAAUGGAACAAAUCUGAGCAGCUACUGUCCCGAGCUAGGGAAUACAUCGGUAUCGAUAUGGAAGGCGGGACUGAGCCUGAGAAUUUUGAGAGGGCAUCGGAGCUUAAUCGGCAGUUUCAAUUGGAAAUGGUUCGGCAAGCAGAGGUAGGCGAGGAGGAGCUCUGCUGGCGUAAUUGGCCGUACAAGGAUGAUGGGGAUGAUAGGGUGCCUCCUUCUGAAGAUAUCUAG